GGAGACGUAUUUGGCUCGGCUCUCUUUCCCCUUCACUUCUCGAAAUACUGCACGAGAGGUAUCAUGCGGCUCAUUAUUUCCGAAAUCUCGCGAGACAUCCGUCUCUCUCUCUUUUUCUCGGACUCGGAAAGAUGCCUUCCAGACUGAGAAAGACCAGGAAGCUGAGGGGCCAUGUCAGCCAUGGCCAUGGCCGUAUUGGGAAACAUAGGAAGCAUCCUGGAGGCCGUGGUAAUGCUGGGGGUAUGCACCACCACAGAAUUAACUUUGACAAACACCAUCCUGGUUAUUUUGGAAAAGUUGGUAUGAGACAUUACCAUUUGAAGAAGAACCAGCACUUCUGCCCUACAGUUAAUUUGGAUAAACUCUGGACCCUUGUUAGCGAGCAGACGAGGCUCAAGUAUGUUAAAAAUCAGACUGGAGCAGCUCCAGUUAUUGAUGUUGUACGCUCGGGUUAUUACAAAGUCUUGGGCAAGGGGAAGCUGCCCAAGCAGCCUGUAAUUGUGAAGGCAAAAUUCUUCAGCAGAAAAGCAGAAGAGAAAAUCAAAGAAGUUGGUGGAGCCUGUGUGCUAGUGGCAUAAAUAAUUUCUGUAUGAAUUCAGGCAUGAAUAAAUACAGUUUCAGAUA
Hemicordylus capensis (graceful crag lizard) is the source of this 624-nucleotide messenger RNA. It is a transcript of the gene RPL27A, whose product is annotated as ribosomal protein L27a. Gene Ontology annotation, cellular component: cytosolic large ribosomal subunit; ribosome. Gene Ontology annotation, biological process: translation. Gene Ontology annotation, molecular function: structural constituent of ribosome. Bases 132 to 578 code for a protein of 148 amino acids. The record is from RefSeq and is a predicted model, not a curated record. NCBI's taxonomy places the organism in Eukaryota, Metazoa, Chordata, Lepidosauria, Squamata, Cordylidae. The transcript is spliced from 5 exons.